UUUAGAGACUCGACCCAUUUAUGUAGAAGUGCAUUAAGAAAGGAUUUCCCUAAGAUUAGAGGGACAUAAAGUUGGAAAAAGCUAAUAAGUACAAGUCAAAAUGUCCGAGUGUGAAAAGCUGCACCCUGAAUAUGAUAUGCAGCCCUGGCUGAGGAGCUGCGAGGUUGAAGUCAAGAAACCUAUCACCGGAGAAAUAAAAGGUACAAUUCCAAAAUGGUUGCAAGGCACUUUCAUCCGCAAUGGACCAGGCUCUAUCAAGUGUGGCGACGAGGAGUUCGUGCAUGUAUUUGACGGACCAGCACUUUUACACAGGUUCGCAUUGAAAAACGGUCAAGCGACAUACCAAUGUCGCUUCCUAAGCACGGAUACCCUCAAAAAGAACAGGAAAGCACAACGCAUCGUCGUUUCUGAAUUCGGUACGAGAUCUGUACCGGACCCGUGCCAUACUAUUUUUGAUAGAUUGGCGUCAGUUUUCAGCCCCUAUAACAGCAUCACGGAUAACGCUGGAGUGUCAGUAUGCCCAUUCGGCGAUGAGGUUUACGCCAUGACCGAAGUGACCAAUGUUUACAAAAUUGAUCCAGAGACUUUGGAAUCGCUAGAAAAAGAAAAUUUGUUCCAUGCAUUGAUCGUGUGCCACACUGCGCAUCCACACGUGAUGCCAAACGGGGAUAUAUACAAUGUUGGUAUAAACAUAGUCAGAGGAAUGAUGAAGCAUGUUAUUGUGAAGUUCCCGUACAGUGAAAAAGGAAACAUGUUUAAAAUGGCAGAAGUCGUCCACACAAUAGAUCCCAGAUGGCGUCUCAAUCCAUCUUACAUGCAUUCUUUCGGUGUGACGGAAAACUAUUUUGUGAUAAUAGAGCAACCAUUAUCCAUAUCGCUAGUCACUAUACUGAGGAAUCACGUGCUCAACCAUCCCUUCUCGACUAGUCUGAACUGGUAUCCUGAUUAUGAGAAUCAAAUCGUCCUUGUGAAUCGUAGCACUGGUGAAGUGAUUCGGUAUCGUACUGAGACGUUUUUCUUUAUGCACGUAAUCAACACUUUCGAGAAAGACGGCAAUCUCAUCAUCGACGUAGUCUCCUACAAAGAUGCUAAGAUCAUCGACGCUAUGUACGUGGAGGCUAUAAAGGAUUUGCACAAUAACCCUGACUACGGGCAAUGGAGUCAAAGUCGUCCCAAGCGCAUCACAAUCCCGCUAGACGCCCCUCCCGACACCAGGGUGGAGAUCAAACUGAUAGCAGAAGUCGGUCUUGAAGCCCCCAGAAUAUAUUAUGAUGUUCACAAUGGACGUCCAUAUAAAUAUUUUUAUGGAAUUGGAUCAGAGGUGCAUUCCAAAUACGCUGGCUCAAUUAUCAAAGUAGAAGCAAAUACAGGAGAAGUCAAAACAUGGCACGAGUAUGACGGAUGCCCAAGUGAACCUAUGUUUGUUCCUCACCCCGAUGCGAAGGAGGAAGAUGAUGGGGUUCUGCUGAGCGCAGUACUGUGGGGUAAGGACGACCACGCAAUAACACUUCUAGUGUUAAACGCUAAGGAUUUGAAGGAAAUCGCGCGGACAACCUUCAAGACACCUUCACCAGCGCCCAACGGUUUCCACGGCUGGUACUGGCCAGAUAAGUACAUAUAAAGCCAACCAACAUAUUAUAA
Maniola jurtina (meadow brown) is the source of this 1641-nucleotide messenger RNA. Its product is annotated as carotenoid isomerooxygenase-like. The coding region runs from base 101 to 1621 and encodes 506 amino acids. Lineage: Eukaryota; Metazoa; Arthropoda; Insecta; Lepidoptera; Nymphalidae. The transcript has 13 exons. Gene Ontology annotation, biological process: carotene catabolic process; retinal metabolic process. The record is from RefSeq and is a predicted model, not a curated record. Gene Ontology annotation, molecular function: beta-carotene 15,15'-dioxygenase activity; carotenoid dioxygenase activity.